AAAGUCAGAGGUCGCGAUCAGUAGUAGGUUUGUAAUUGCCAUCAUGUUCCCGUUUACAAUGUAACAUAAAAAAAUCGAACCCAGCAAAUCCAAAACAGUUCUUUCAACCUUUUCUUUUGUUAUCAUAUUCAAGAUAUAUAUUGUAUAGCCUUUAAUAAAAAAGUUUUUUUUUUUUAACAUAAAUAAAUAAAAUCGCAAAGGAUAGCAUUUGCUCUUCUAUUGUUAUCAUCACAGAUAUUCACACUCAUAUAACUCUCAAUCAUCGAAGGAGCCCUCUGAAUUUCGCACUAAUUUCAAGCGAGAUUGUUUUAGGGUUUUGAGUUUCUGAAACUCGGUUGGUAUAGAAACGUUCAUCAAUGAAAGGGGAAGUGCAAGGAGGAUGUGUCCCCUGUAAGCUCCACUGAGAUCAAAGAUGAGGACUUGGAGGCUGGUUCACUCCCUUGCUGUCGAAUUUGUCUUGAAAGCGAUUCCGACCCAGAGGAUGAACUGAUAUCUCCAUGCAUGUGCAAAGGGACCCAACAAUUUGUCCACCGUUCAUGUCUUGAUCACUGGCGCUCGGUAAAGGAAGGAUUUGCCUUCUCUCACUGCACUACUUGCAAAGCCCAAUAUCAUCUCAGGGUUGAAUUGUUUGAGGACAAUUCUUGGCGUAAAGCAAAGUUUAGACUCUUUGUUGCAAGAGAUGUUUUCCUUGUUUUUCUGGCUGUACAGACCGUAAUUGCGGGUAUAGGUGGCUUUGCAUACAUCAUGGACAAGGAUGGGAACUUCAGGAACUCUUUUGAUGAUGGUUGGGAUAGGAUACUGUCAAAACAUCCUAUACCAUUCUAUUAUUGUAUUGGAGUGCUGGCUUUCUUUGUACUGAUCGGGUUUUUCGGUCUCAUACUGCAUUGCACCUCCCUCAACAGCAAUGACCCCAGAAUGGCUGGUUGUCAGAAUUGUUGUUAUGGAUGGGGCAUCCUUGAUUGCUUUCCUGCAUCAAUGGAGGCUUGCUUUGCCCUUGUUGUGGUUUUCGUAGUCAUCUUUGCUAUUCUCGGCAUUGCUUAUGGUUUCCUUGCAGCCACCAUGGCAAUCCAAAGAAUUUGGCAAAGGCACUACCAUAUUCUCACCAAAAGGGAGCUUACAAAGGAAUACGUAGUAGAGGAUCUAUGUGGGACCUAUGUCCCACCAAAGUUGGAUCCAGAACAUGAAGCUCGCUUGAAAAUGCUCAAGCUUUUGUAAAUCACGGUGCACAAACCUGUAAAGAUGAUUUUUUUAAGUAUUGAGUUGCUUUAUUAUACGGUAACAUUCUCUUAUGAUUACCAUCCUUGCUUGCCAGAGCUCGGAUUGGUUUAUGUGCUCUUUUUUCUUUUUUCAUAAAUCUUUUUAUCUGGGCCCUCACCAGAUUCUGUAUACUGAAAAUAUGAGUCCUGAGAGAAAUGAGGAAAAUACAAAUAUAUGCAUUUGUUUGUGGAGGCA
Molecule: messenger RNA, 1452 nt
Organism: Arachis ipaensis
Lineage: Eukaryota; Viridiplantae; Streptophyta; Magnoliopsida; Fabales; Fabaceae
Product: RING/FYVE/PHD zinc finger superfamily protein
Molecular function (GO): zinc ion binding
Source: RefSeq, a predicted model, not a curated record